AUGUCUGCUGAUGUCCAGGCGACGGAGACGGACGAGUCGGAGAGACGACGACCCGGAGAUGCUCCCGUCGAGUCCGCUGGCGCAACAGCAGCAAACGAUGAGCCCGAAGACGACGACGACGAGGAGGAACAGGAGGAGGAAGACGAAGAGCCCAAGCUGAAGUACGCGAAACUGACGGGGACCUUGGCCAAUGUAUACCGCAAUGGAGACUCCACAUCAGCUUUCACGGUACUUGGAGACAAGAUGGUGGUCGGCACACAUAGUGGAAGCAUACAUGUCAUGGCCGUGCCUACUCUGGAGAGCUUGAGGACGUAUCGCGCGCAUUCUGCCAGUGUCACAAGCGUUUCUAUAUCUCCAACUCCACCUUCUCCGGCUUUGGUCAGGAACGAGACGGGCAGCGCAAGCCUGAUAAAUCCACCUGCGAGUGCAAAGAACGUUCCCGCGCCCACGUCGAGAGCGAACCCCAACAGCCCCAGAACACCUCAACGAUCACAGCAGCCGCCUGUACCGAAUACUCCGAACAAUCACGUCUACAUUGCCACUUCUUCUCUAGAUGGUCACGUCUGCAUAUCCUCGCUCAUCAACGCAGAAGAUGUGCAGCUGCGGAACUUCGCAAGGCCAGUCAAUGCGGUGGCACUGUCUCCAGAAUACAAGAGCGACAGAACAUAUCUGUCUGGAGGACUGGCGGGGAAUUUGGUCCUCACAGUGGGAGGAAAGACGGGUGUGAGUACAGAUGCGAACACGAACAGCGCGGCGGCUGCAGCUUCAGGAUGGCUAAGUACUUUCGGAAUGGGUGGCAAUACUGGUAAGGAUCGAAAUCUGCAUUCUGGAGAAGGGGCCAUCAGCUCGAUCAAAUGGAGCUUGAGUGGGAAGUGGGUCGUUUGGGUAAACGAGGAAGGGAUCAAGAUCAUGAGAAGCCAUUUGAAGCUUGGAAGCGAAAACCAGGAAGAUGAAUGGAGAAGGAUUGCUCAUGCAGCGAGACCUAAUCGCAAAGGUUGGGAGGAGAUGGCCGGAGUCUGGAAAGGACGAUGCGAAUGGGUUGACGAGAGGAGACUGGAAAGUGACGAUCUCCUAACUGGUGGAGGCCGUUCUGCCAACGGUAUAAAUGGUAGCGAUCCUGUGAAGUCCCCUCCGAGUUCCAGAAAGGGGAAGAAAAGGAUCGAAAAGCUUUUGGUGGGCUGGGGCGAUACGGCUUGGGUUCUGCAUGUGCAAGAGGGCAGCUCCACGGCGCAAGGCCCAAAUGCGAAACGACAGGUCGGAAGUGCCGACAUAAUACACAAGCUGCAAUUUCGGGACUGUAUAAUUUCGGGCAUCAGCUUCUAUACGCCUUCACUUCUAGCGAUCUUGGCAUACAGGACGAGAGACGACGAUGAUCAGCCCAUUGUGACUUCUUCGACAGGUGGCGCGCAAGAUACGCCGUCUAGAAAAGGGCGUCAGCAUAGGCACACCAGUCUUGCGCCUCAGCUGCGAAUAGUCAACGUCGUCAGUGGUGAGGAAGUCGAGCUCGAUGAGCUGUCCCGAAUAUCGCGCUACGAGACCCUUUCUUCGCAGGACUAUCAUCUUAGCUCACUCUACAUGCCACCUCCACUCCCCGAGAAAGCGAGCGAAGAGCAAACCAGGGACAAGCUCAAGGGACUCUGGGAUGCUAGUGUGGCUGCAACUAUUUCCGGAGGCGGUUACGCAACACGAAUGUUCUCUUCCAGCGCAAGCGUUUUUAGUGGCAGCAGUGGUGGAAAGGAGACCAAUGGACGAACUCACUCCUUUCAGUCGCAAAGACAAGGCUCUACUUUGGAUGUAACUGCAACGCCAGAGGCAAAACGGAAACCCGUCGACGCACACCCAUAUGCCAUCGAGCCAGGUCUGAAGCUGUUCAUCCAAAGUCCAUACGACUGCGUCCUGGCCGUGAAGAGGGAGCUCUCGGAUCAUCUCGAAUGGCUACUUGAACAUCAACGGUACGGCGAUGCCUGGCAGCUGAUUGACGAUCAUCCGGAGGCUGUCGACACGUCGUCUGCGGACUUGCAAUCGUUUAGCUCACAUCCUAGCUCGCCGUCGAAAGAUCCGGGCGGCGGUACACUAGCAGAUUUCUUCGCCGAUGAAACAUCCUCGGACGCCACCGGACGAGCUGCGUUGCGGGCACACAACUCUGCGGCGCAGAGGGAGAAGCGGAGAAUAGGUGAUAUGUGGCUGCAACAGCUUGUGUCUGCGGACGAGUGGGCUGAGGCAGGCCGAGUCGCCGGUAAGGUACUAGGCACCAGCAGUCGAUGGGAGCAUUGGGUUUGGACGUUCGCUCAAGCAGACAAGUUUGACGAAAUCACGCCGUAUAUUCCUUCCACCGAGCUCAAGCCGCCGUUGCCGAGUCAAGUGUAUGAAGUCAUCUUGGGCCACUACAUCUGGAGAGAUAGGCAGCGGCUUAGCAAGCUGCUAGACGAAUGGGACCCCGAGCUUUUCGAUGUGAAGAGUGUCAUUAGUGCGAUUGAGGAGCGGCUGCAGAGUGGGGAAGUCCCUGAGAACGCUGUCGAAGAUGGCGUACGUGGGCGAGAUUGGCGCGUCUUGAUGGAAGCGUUAGCAAGACUCUAUCUUGCUGAUGGUCGCGUCAGAGAUUCGUUGCGAUGCUACAUCAGGCUGCAAGAUGCCGAGAAGGCCUUCAGUCUCGUCAGAGAAGAGAAACUACUUGACGUGGUGGCCGACGACGUCCCAGGUCUGCUUAUGCUGAGAGUCAGCAAGGAGCAGAUGCGCUCAGCAUCGUUGUCCGAGCUCGAAGAAGCUACUUCUGAAGCCGUGCAGCUGCUCGUGGAAGAGGCGUACCGCGGCACUGUGCCCACCAUCUCGGUCAUCAGGCAGCUCGCCUCGAAAGGCGACUCUUUUCAGCCUUUCUUAUUCUUCUAUCUACGGGCGCUGUGGAACUCUAACGAUCGUGGAGCGCAGACUUCUUUCGUCCUCCGGCACAGCAAAUUCGACAGACAGGACAGCAAUGAAGGGCAUGCCAUGGUAGAAGACCACGCGGAUCUCGCGGUCCAGCUGUUUGCCGAGUAUGAUCGGGACCUUCUAUUGACGUUUCUCAAGAGCAGUGAACUCUACAGCUACGACAAAGCAGCCGAGAUCUGUAAAGAACGACACUACAUCCCAGAACUUGUGCACGUCCUCUCAAAAACGGGCCAAACGGAGAAAGCUCUCUGGCUUAUCAUCGAUGAGCUAGGUGAUGUCAGUCAAGCCAUUGCUUUCACCAAGCAGUAUCCGGACCUCUGGGAGAAUCUCCUGGAGUACAGCAUGAACAAGCCUUCCUUCAUCCGUGGAUUGCUAGAAGAAGUUGGCGCCGCGGCUGCUUUCAAUCCCAUCGAUGUCGUGCGAAGGAUCCCUGAGGGUUUGCAAAUCGAAGGUCUUAAGCAGGGUGUUCAGCAUCUUGUCCGGGAAUUUGAAAUCCAGAUGUCCAUCUCGGGAGGCGUUGCGAAGGUUCUGAGGAGUGAGGUUGCCAUGGGUAUGGACACACUUCGUGCAGGCCGUAGGAAGGGUGUGCGUUUUGAAGUCGUCCAUGAAAAUUCGCGAGACGUCGACUUGGCUGUGCGAGAUCCUCCGACAAAGCUUGAGGGACAGGAAGAGUUGCCUAUGCCGUCAAAGCGGAGGCCAAGCAAGGUGGAGGCGAAGAAGGUGCAGCCGGGGCAUUGUGUGGGCUGUGAGGAAGUAUUCCAUGAACAAGGUAAGGUCUCAUCUGAACUCUCGGGAUCAUGGACGCGGCAAGCUAACACCUGUGCCAGAGAAAGAAACGCUCAUCGGCUUCGCCUGCGGUCACGUCUAUCACCUCUCCUGCCUCCUCAACGCCAACCCGGAAACCCAACUGGACAGCUCGAAGGAAGCGGAACAACUCGUCGAGCAAUUGACUGUCGACGACAACGACCCCGGCGCAGGAUAUAGCGGAAGGAGUGUCGGGGGAAAGGUAGCGCACGCCCAUAUGAUUCAGAACAUCAUCAAGGGUGGAUGUCAGCAUUGUGUGGUGCCGGAGGGCGCAUGA
Lecanosticta acicola is the source of this 4006-nucleotide messenger RNA. The record is from the annotation of a GenBank genome assembly. Lineage: Eukaryota; Fungi; Ascomycota; Dothideomycetes; Mycosphaerellales; Mycosphaerellaceae.